AUGACGACCUACCUCCCCUCCCUCACCCUCCCGUCGUUCCUCUUUGAGAACCAGGCCGCCGCCGUCCUCCUCCCCAUUGCUGCCGGCACAGCUGUUGGUUUCUCGACCCGCCCGAAAGACACCCAAAAGACCUACCUCGCCCUCCGACAGCCUCCAUUAAGACCUCCACCAUGGAUCUUCGGCCCGGUAUGGACAGCGCUGUACGGCGCCAUGGGCUAUGCCGCGUAUAGAGCUUGGAGCGCGGGCACGAAUAGUUUCGAUCCGCAGAAGCUGGCCCUCGCAAAGGUACACUAUCCACAAACAUACCAAACACCGGCUUGGAGCAACGCUGAAUCGCUGGAAUAGCAUGGCGCAACUCUCUACACCAUACAACUCGGCUUGAACCUCAUCUGGAUGCCACUCUUCUUCGGAUGGAAGCGGCCCAUCGAAGCGUCCGUCGACAUUGUCACUCUGACAGGUGUCGUUGGCUACUUGUCGUACAUCUGGGGUCAGGUUGACGAGACCGCCGGCUGGCUCCUGGUACCAUACCUCGCCUGGCUGAGCUUCGCCAACUACCUUUGCAUCGGUGAGUAGAACUGGCAUCGCGCUUCGCAACGGACCCAGAGGCUGAUUGGAUCAGGCGCGGGUUACCUGAACAACUGGGAUUUCUCAGGAAAGGAGAAGCCACAGGCUGGCAAGCCGAAGGACACCACCUUCGUUGACGAGAGGCCAUGA
This is a messenger RNA of Lecanosticta acicola, 714 nucleotides long. The record is from the annotation of a GenBank genome assembly. NCBI's taxonomy places the organism in Eukaryota, Fungi, Ascomycota, Dothideomycetes, Mycosphaerellales, Mycosphaerellaceae.